AUGAGAAUCAAAUGCAGAUUGAGAGAUGUCCUUGCGCUGCCAAUCUUCAAGCAGGAAGAACCGCAGCUGUCUCCUGAGAAUGAUGCCAAACUGCCUCCCUUUCAGUACGUCCUCUGCACAGCCACGUCACCUGCUGUGAAGCUGCAUGAAGAAACCCUGACCUACCUCAACCAAGGUCAGUCUUAUGAAAUCCGUCUACUUGAGAAUAGGAAAUUGGGAGAGUUUCAAGAUUUAAACACAAAAUAUGUAAAGAGCAUAAUUCGUGUAGUUUUCCAUGAUCGGCGACUGCAGUACACAGAGCAUCAACAGCUCGAGGGCUGGAGGUGGAGUCGGCCUGGGGACCGCAUCCUUGAUAUAGAUAUUCCACUGUCAGUUGGUAUCUUGGAUCCCAGGGCCAGCCCAACCCAGUUGAACACUGUUGAAUUUCUGUGGGAUCCAUCAAAGAGAGCCUCAGCAUUCAUUCAGGUACAUUGCAUCAGCACAGAAUUUACUCCACGGAAACAUGGAGGAGAGAAAGGGGUGCCCUUCCGGGUGCAAAUCGACACCUUUAAACAGAAUGAAAAUGGUGAAUACACAGAACACUUGCACUCUGCAAGCUGCCAGAUCAAAGUGUUCAAGCCUAAAGGAGCAGACAGAAAACAGAAGACUGACAGGGAAAAAAUGGAGAAGAAGACCACCCAAGAGAAGGAGAAGUAUCAACCUUCCUAUGAGACAACUAUUCUCACAGAGUGCUCUCCCUGGCCAGAUGUGCCUUAUCAAAUGAACAAUGCUCCAUCUCCAAGCUACAACAGUUCUCCCAACAGCUUCAACCUUGGAGAUGGCAACAGUUCUCCAACCCACCAAGUGGAGCUCCUGCCUCCCAGCAAUGAUCAUCUCCUUCCUUCUGCUUCUAUUCAAGAUGCCCAGCAGUGGCUUCAUCGUAAUAGGUUCUCUCCAUUCUGUAGACUCUUCUCAAGUUUUUCGGGUGCUGACUUACUGAAGAUGUCCAAAGAAGAUUUUGUUCAAAUCUGUGGGCCUGCUGAUGGAAUUCGGCUCUUUAAUGCAAUCAAAGGAAGAAAUGUAAGGCCCAAGAUGACAAUUUAUGUCUGUCAAGAACCAGAGCAAAACAGAUCCCAUCUCCACCAAAAACGAGAAAAUGGAGAUGGCAGUCUUUGUGUGUAUCAUGCAAUCUUUUUGGAAGAGUUGACCACGCUGGAAUUAAUCGAAAAGAUUGCAAAUUUGUACAGCAUUUCUCCACAGCAGAUAAAUCGAAUCUAUCGGCAGGGACCCACAGGGAUCCAUGUAUUAGUGAGCAAUGAGAUGGUGCAAAACUUCCAAGAUGAAUCUUGUUUUGUUAUCAGCACAUUAAAAGCUGAAAGCAAUGAUGGCUACCACAUCAUUUUAAAAUGACCGUGCUGCACAGAAAGACUUUAACAGCCUAAAAUUUAGUGCCUCACUGAGAUUGCUACAACCUAGACUGGAAACAUGAAGAACCUUCUGGAUAAAAUGCUCCUGUGAACUAAGAAUUAUUGAACAGCUUAAGGAAAAACUUGCUUUUACAGAUAUACAUUUCUGGUGGUGUGUGGUUUUGUUCUUGGUUGUUGGUUUUUUUUUUUUUGAAGCUGGAGCUGAGAACAUCCUCAAAGCUUGUACAUGUUUCUUCCUCCCUCCCUUCCUCUUCAGUCUUAAAAAUUAUGGAGGUUUCUGCUUAUUACUUAGAAAC
Molecule: messenger RNA, 1702 nt
Organism: Charadrius vociferus (killdeer)
Lineage: Eukaryota; Metazoa; Chordata; Aves; Charadriiformes; Charadriidae
Gene: TFCP2L1
Product: transcription factor CP2-like 1
Exons: 15
Coding region: 1-1389 (462 amino acids)
Biological process (GO): regulation of transcription by RNA polymerase II
Cellular component (GO): nucleus
Molecular function (GO): RNA polymerase II cis-regulatory region sequence-specific DNA binding; DNA-binding transcription activator activity, RNA polymerase II-specific
Source: RefSeq, a predicted model, not a curated record